This is a messenger RNA of Acanthaster planci (crown-of-thorns starfish), 1365 nucleotides long. RefSeq names its product kappa-type opioid receptor-like. Gene Ontology annotation, cellular component: membrane. The record is from RefSeq and is a predicted model, not a curated record. NCBI's taxonomy places the organism in Eukaryota, Metazoa, Echinodermata, Asteroidea, Valvatida, Acanthasteridae. Gene Ontology annotation, biological process: G protein-coupled receptor signaling pathway. Gene Ontology annotation, molecular function: G protein-coupled receptor activity.
AUGGAGCAGAUACUGAUUUUACGAAUCUACAAGACGAUUGUGGGAAUCGCAGGAAUCUUGGGCAACGGUCUGGUCUGUGUCGUCAUCUGUAAAGUCUCGGCGAUGCAGACUCGCACCAAUGCCUUCAUUUUCCACCAAGCUGUGGUGGACUUCCUUGGCUCUACACUAACUCUUCUGCAGAGUGAAGUUCCACUGCCUGACCCCCUGCCCAACAGCUCUCUGGGUAUCUUCAUCUGCACAAUCUGGAACAGUAACUUUGUACUGUUUCUCCUGUUCGUGAUAUCAACGUUCAACUUGUUGUCGUUGACCAUGGAGCGGUAUUUCGCCAUCGUCCACCCAUUCAAGUACCACGCCGCCUUCGCCACGCGUCCCUGGCUUAAACUCGGCCUGAUCUUCGCCGGCUGCUGGCUCCUUGCGGUGGCCAUCAAGUCUUACGUAGCUGUGAUCUUUGAGUUCCCGAACGGUAAGUGUGUCGCCAGGGAUAUCCCCGGUUCGCAGGUCAUGGGGAUCCUGACAGCUGUCAUGCAGUACGCAUUGCCAGUAGUAGUAAUGUUCUUCGCGUACAUCCGCAUCAGCGUGGAGCUGAAGCGAGGAGCUGCGAGGGUAGGCCCAGCACCGAUGGCCGCCAGCUCCGCUCCGACAACAUCAAACGACGACGCUUCUCACUCAGCACCAGGUAUGAUGGAGUCCCUAUUGAAGGCUAGACAGAAUACCUUCAAGAUGCUCCUGAUUGUGUUCAUCACGUUCGUGGUCUGCUGGACUCCAAACCAGUUCCUGUUCUUCAUGUUCAACGCCGGGUGGGUAGUACACGACAAAUGGUACUACCUGCUGUCUGUAGCUUUGGUGGCCACCAAUUGCUGUGUCAAUCCGGUCAUCUAUGCCUUCAAGUAUCGCCAGUUUCGCAACGCUGUGCAAGAUAUGUUUGGGCGAAGACAACACAACCACAUUGACCAACUGAAUUCUAUCUCACUUCGCAUCAAAACUAACGGCGCUAUUAAAAUCCUAAAGGGGUAGAUGGGACAGUACACAAAAUCACAACGAUAAAAAUCGGGAGACAUGACAAAAAUAUUCAACGUGAGACCAGUGACUUGUUAGCACUAUCUUGUCUGUUUUAUCAUGGUGAUGUAGAAGCUGUUAUAACUCUACUUGGGUAUAUGUUUGUUUUGUUUUGUGUAUUGGCACUUUAACUUUAACGGAGAGGAAUAUUUUGGCUUUUUUAGCACGUCUUAGCUUGAUGGCACUCAACUUUAGAACGAUCACCCAUAGUUUUGACGAUGAAAGGCCUUCUUUUAGCCACCAAAGGAAAUUCGACCAACGAAACUAUGUUUCCUCUUCCGUGCAAAUGACUUGAAAAAAUAUCGACAU